AAAUUGACCAAGAAUAAAAAAAUUUCAAGAGUUCAAAAUAUUUGCAGUUUGCAGUUCUUGCAGUCUUGCAUCUUGCACAUAAAGCUCUGGGUGUAGCUUUGGGCCCUAAAGAGUAUUUGUAUGUAAGAGUUGAACCGAGGAAGGAAAGCUACAGGAUUCCAAUGAGAGAGUAUCAGUAAGAGAUGGGUGUCAUCUUCCUGGAGCACAUCGGCGGCACGCGUCUCUUCUCCUGCGCGUCCUGCGACACGAAUCUGACUAACCGAGAACAAUUGAUAAGUACACGGUUUACCGGAGCAACAGGCCGCGCAUUUCUCUUCAACAAAGUUGUCAAUCUCAAGUACAGUGAAGUUCAAGACAGGGUCAUGCUGACUGGUCGACACAUGGUACGAGAUGUGAGUUGCAAGAACUGUGAUGCCAAAUUAGGCUGGAUGUACGAAUUUGCGACGGAUAAGAACCAACAGUAUAAAGAGGGAAAAGUUAUUUUGGAGCGUGCACUCAUUACUGAGAGCGAUGGCAUUGGAGACAACAUAUGAGUUGUGCAAUGUAUUUUUAUUAUUAGAGACUCUAUUAGCUUUAACCUUUACUGUACAAUGACUGUAAUUAUUUUAUAUUUAUUAUAAGACAUACGACAAAGUAUGUUAAAGGCAUAUAUUGACAUUUGACACAUAAUGACUUCUAGCUCAUCUAGAUAAAAUUUACUGUGUAAUCUCGUAUUUUGAUUGAGUGAUUGAAAUAUUUUAUGGAUUACAAAAAAAAGUUUUAUUUUAAGAGAAAAAGUAUAUUAAUAGCUUUGUUUGUGUGAUUUAUAAUAUAAGUUGGUUUUAUUUAAAAUGUUUUAUCGUUAUAAGUGUCCAGUAAAGAUUUAACAUAUUUGUAUCAUGUUUGCAGAGAUUAUACAAUUAAUUACGUGCAUCUACAAACAUAAGAAAGAAA
Molecule: messenger RNA, 933 nt
Organism: Copidosoma floridanum
Lineage: Eukaryota; Metazoa; Arthropoda; Insecta; Hymenoptera; Encyrtidae
Gene: Yippee
Product: yippee zinc finger protein
Source: RefSeq, a predicted model, not a curated record